AUGCCUUUUCUUGGUAGUGAGAAGCCUCGUCUCAGAUCACGCAGGUCGGAGGACGAAUUUGUCGUGUUUCUUCAGGGCAUUCCACCUCACUGCCGCUGGCAAGAACUCAAGGAUCUUGUGCGCCAAACUGCACUGCACAUCCGCCAGGCAGUAGUGUACGAUGAUAGCCAUGGCUUUCCCACCGGACUUGGUCAAAUCAUAGUCAAGAAUGAAGACGAGGCCUGGCGAACGUAUCAUCGACUUUCAACUAAUGGAUGGGACGGCCAAAGCCUGGUCGUCACACUUUCGCGAACCAGCACACCCACCAAGCCCAUUGCCGGGCCUACCAGAAGUCCACCAGCCAUGAUACAGUCUGGCUACGUCUCCGGAUACUCCACGCCUCCAUCAGGACAUGGCAGUAUGGCACUGCCCCCGUCACCCGUCUCCCCAGAAUCUGCUCAUCCCGCCACACCUCCAUUCUCAUUCCCAGAUUAUGGCCCAAUGAUGGCCCCCAUGCCAAUGCCACCCCGCUCAUUCAUACCCAUGAUGCCAGACCCACUCGCACCGUCUAUUCAGUGCUUCCCGCCAUCCCCAGUAAUGAACGUCCCAUCCUACGAACAGCAUUGGAACAUGUUGCCAGGCUACCCGAUGAACCCCUCGCACUCCAUGCACUCGCUAAACGGAGACCAACCAGCGCCCAACCACCAGCGCUCUUACCUGGACAAGUGCCGAUUCAAAGGCCCAGAUCCCCACUCUCUGGCUUUUUACCCCGAGCGGCGAACCCUAACGCUUGAGAACUUGAACCCGGCUACUACAUGUGCCGACCUAACAGACCUUCUGCGAACAGCGGGCACUGUCGAGCACUGCAACAUAGUGACGACGGAUUCAACGAAAAGCGGCCACAUCCGCGGUUUGGCUACUAUGCAAAGUGCCGAGGACGCACAGCGCGCCUUGAUCCUAUUCAACAACCUGACGUUCCUGGGCUCGCGGAUUAGGGUAAAGAUUGACCUUAUUUCGCACGCAAUGCAAGAUGCGGAUAUCGAUGGAAUGCCAGCCGCGGGUCUAGUACAUGAGGGCUUUGGCGCAGUGGUGGAUCCGGUCAAGAGGGGAGUGUAUCGGUCAUGGGCCGAUGAGAUGACUGCUCGGGUCAGAGCUAUUGAUACUUCUAAGCCGCUGGUGAUAGAUGGGUCUGGGUUGAAUAAGUCUGUGGAGAAUCUCUCAAUCACUUCUUCAACGUGA
Molecule: messenger RNA, 1218 nt
Organism: Penicillium bovifimosum
Lineage: Eukaryota; Fungi; Ascomycota; Eurotiomycetes; Eurotiales; Aspergillaceae
Product: RNA-binding protein
Exons: 4
Coding region: 1-1218 (405 amino acids)
Cellular component (GO): cytoplasm; ribonucleoprotein complex; nucleus
Molecular function (GO): mRNA binding
Source: RefSeq, a predicted model, not a curated record